Molecule: messenger RNA, 1206 nt
Organism: Lottia gigantea (owl limpet)
Lineage: Eukaryota; Metazoa; Mollusca; Gastropoda; Lottiidae
Exons: 1
Coding region: 1-1206 (401 amino acids)
Molecular function (GO): peptidase inhibitor activity
Source: RefSeq, a predicted model, not a curated record
AUGAUGACUAAAAUGUUAACAAUUAUAUUCAGUGUGUUAAUUGUGUUAUGCUCCAGUUCUCCUGAAUGUGGCCCCAAUUAUUUCGAGGGUGACAAAUGGUUUGAUGGGUGUAAUUGGUGUACGUGUACGGAUAAUAAAGAGAAGUGUACUAACGCAACGUGUACGGAGUAUCAAGAUGAACUGGACAAUUCCCCCUGUCAAAAACUUGGUGAAUCGUGGCGAGACGGCUGUUAUCACUGUCGUUGUCUACCGGAUGGAAUUCGAUGUCGAGCGAAUAAGCGAUGUGUGCAUGCUCUAAAAUCUGACGAUUUGAAUUGCCCAGUCGAUGGAUUGUGUGUUUGUGGUUUAGACGGGGUUCCGUCUUGUAACGAACAAAUCAUGUCUCGGUUUUCCUUUAAAAAUGUACCCGAACUUGGCCCGGACACGUCAAGCGAUAAAAAACUGAUCCUGAGUUCGAAAGGUGAAAAUACAUUGAGGCUAAAUCCGGACGAGGCGGAAACUGAUUUAGGUGACAAGGAUUUGCACCUUAUACCCACUGACGAUAAAUUAUGUCAUCUCGGUCCACGCUGGUAUGGGGGCGGCCUCCGGUGUUAUUGCGACCCACAGAACGGUGUCGCUUGUGGUAAUCCGAGAUUUAUAGCUAGGAAAGUCGAUGGAUUUAAGAUACGCAGUAAAAAAUGUAGAGUGGGUAAAAUCUGGGAAGAACGCUGUAGAAUCUGCACGUGUAAAAAAUCUGGAUUAUCAUUGUGUCGGAUUGAUCGAGAGUGUACCAAAAAUAAAAAUAUACGACAUUCUGUUAAAAGUAUAGUGGUUGCGGGGAAUGCUGAGUGUCGGGUCGGAUUGAGAUGGAAAGAUGGGUGUAAAAGAUGUCGAUGUAACAAACGAGGUAAAAUUAUCUGUAAAACUCGACUUUGUAAUCUCUCAGAUGAUGGAAAGAAACUUAGUAAUAAAGAUAAAACGCACCGACAGACCUCAACAGGUGGGCUGAUAUCAAAAUCUACACCUAGAUUCCAGUUGCCAGAGAAACCAAGAUUUAGGAUGCCAAAUUUAAGUCUGUAUAAUAAUAGAUUUCAGCGUAAAAAACGUCCAUCAAUUAAAACUGUAAAUUGCAAUGGGUUUAAACCGGGAGAGAAAUACUGGGACAAAUGUAACCUAUGUCACUGUACCAUGGCUGGUGCCCCGAUGUGCUCUUCGAAACUAUGUUGA